UACCUUUCAGUCAUUUUCUUCUUCUCUCUCUUAGCCUCCCCACACCCAAGCGCUUUGGCUGCAGCCCUUUCCUUCAGAAGCAAAAGGAGUCCCCAGCUUCAAAACAGCUCAAGAUGGUACAGGGAAUGGAAGGCUUCCAGUUCCAGAACUGGGCUCUAACAUACAGCUCCAACCCGGAGCUUUACUUCCAACCCACCUCCAUAGAAGAGGUCAGGCAGAUCCUGGAACUAGCCAGGCAGCGUGGUAAAAAGGUGAAGGUGGUGGGGGGUGGACACUCUCCCUCAGACAUUGCCUGUACAGAGGACUUCAUGAUUCGGAUGGACAAGAUGAAUAAGGUUCUUGAGGUGGACAAAAAGAAGAGACAGGCUACGGUGGAAGCUGGGAUUUUUCUGUGUGACCUGAAUGAGGAAUUGGCCAGACAUGGUCUGGCUAUGUCAAAUUUAGGUGCAGUAGCAGAGGUUGCUGCUGCUGGGGUUAUUGGAACUGGCACUCACAACACAGGGAUAGAACAUGGAAUUCUGCCCACACAGGUGGUGGCUCUGACCCUGAUGACGGCAGGAGGAGAGAUCCUGAAGUGCUCCGACUCUCUGAACGAGGAGAUCUUUCAAGCAGCCAGACUCCACUUGGGCUCCCUCGGAGUCAUCCUUGACCUCACUAUCCAAUGCGUGCCAGCCUUCCGACUGCUCGAGCUGCAGUUCCCAUCCACACUCACAGAGGUUUUGGACAAUUUGGAUUUUCACAUGAAGAAGUCAGAGUAUUUUAGAUUCCUCUGGUUCCCACAUACAGAAAAUGUCCGGGUCAUCUACCAGGAUCGUACAGACAAGCCUGUGCAGAACACGUCCAGCUGGUUUUGGGGUUAUGCUGUUGGUUACCAUCUGUUAGAGUUCCUCCUUUGGGUCAGCACCUUCCUGCCCCGGAUGGUUCCCUGGAUCAAUCAGAUUUUCUUCAGCCUUCUCUCAAGCGGUAGGGAUGAGCGUGUCGACUGCAGCCACCGAAUCUUCACCUACGAGUGUCUCUUCAAGCAGCACGUCCAGGACUGGGCUGUCCCCAUGGGCAAGACAAAAGAGGCUUUGCUGCAGCUGAAGGCCUGGCUGGAAAAUAACCAGACUGUAGUAGCUCACUUCCCCGUGGAGGUGCGUUUCGCUCGGGGAGACAACAUUCUCCUCAGCCCCUGCUUCCAGAGAGACAGCUGCUACAUGAACAUCAUCAUGUACAGGCCCUAUGGAAAGGAGGUACCACGGGAUCAGUACUGGGCUGCCUAUGAAGAGAUCAUGCAGAACGCAGGAGGCAGACCACACUGGGCAAAGGCUCACAGUUGUACUCGCAAGGAUUUCCAGAGAAUGUAUCCCGGCUUCCAGAAAUUCUGUUCCAUACGGGAGCAGCUGGAUCCAACAGGAAUGUUCCUCAACUCCUACCUGGAGAAAGUGUUUUUCUGAAGAAAAAAGAAAUAAUAUUCCGACCAUUACUGAAUGAGAUUCUUGAAGCAGCUCAAACCUGACCUCCAAUCACUUUUAUUUUAAUGAAACCCAAUGACUUAGCACUAUUAAAACAUACCCUUCAAAUAAAUAAGCAGAAUUGAUUGUUCUUAUUUUUCCUUAUAUUCAUGUAACAAGCAGAGGCUGUUUGUGAACUGGCAAAGACAAUGAUGAAAUGGAUAAAUUAACAGUGUUAUUUGUCAUUUUAAGAAAAUCCAUCAUUCAUUUCAAAACUGGGUUUAGCAGGAAUGAUUUUUACAUGAACACAUUUAGAUUUAUUGUUUAUUAUUGAUUAUAUGCUCUAUUUGAGUUUAUGCAUAAUUUAUAAAUAUUUGUCUAGAGCACUUGUUGGUAGUUCAUUAACCAUUGUGCUCCAUGUAUGUUCAAAUCUGUACAAAACUGCUUUUCAAUAAACCUCCUUUUUUAAGUGUAAUACUUUUUGCAUGUAUAGACUGUAACCACACAAAUAUAUGAACAUAUGGUUCCUCUGUGACUAGUUACCGUUUUCUGUUUGUUACAUAAGUCCACAGUUUGUUUACAUUAAUUAAAAGUGUCUUCAGCUAAGAAAAACGUAUAAGAAAGUCAAGCAGACAAAAAUUUCAGCUAACACCUUCAGCACUGCGUUAAACCAGUAUUAUCCAGCAUUUACUUGCAGCACCUGGAGGUUAUGAAUAUAAUUUGCGAGCUACUGUGCAGCUCAGGGUGUGGAGAGAAGAUGUAAUGAUUGGGUAAUAUAUGGCAACACCCUGCCACCUUUUGUAGCUCAAAAGUGUCUGCAAACUUGAUUUAUUACUGGAAAUGGUCUUUAAAAAAGUAGUCCUUAAUAAACAGUCCUUAAGGUCUUGUGAAUAUAACCUAGUUAUCUUUCUGCAGUGCUACUGGAUACCAUAAUGAUACUUGCAGUAUAUUUCCAUCAGAAUUGCAUGAUUCAUUACAGUUAAAUACUGCACCUAAAUACAAAAUACUGAAUUUAAAGUUAUAAUACUGCAGUAUGCUUUUCAAAAUAAAUGAAUUCC
Molecule: messenger RNA, 2491 nt
Organism: Acipenser ruthenus (sterlet)
Lineage: Eukaryota; Metazoa; Chordata; Actinopteri; Acipenseriformes; Acipenseridae
Product: L-gulonolactone oxidase
Exons: 12
Coding region: 114-1436 (440 amino acids)
Cellular component (GO): membrane
Molecular function (GO): FAD binding; D-arabinono-1,4-lactone oxidase activity
Source: RefSeq, a predicted model, not a curated record